Molecule: messenger RNA, 715 nt
Organism: Jatropha curcas
Lineage: Eukaryota; Viridiplantae; Streptophyta; Magnoliopsida; Malpighiales; Euphorbiaceae
Product: ubiquitin-ribosomal protein eS31 fusion protein
Biological process (GO): translation
Cellular component (GO): ribosome
Molecular function (GO): protein binding; structural constituent of ribosome
Source: RefSeq, a predicted model, not a curated record
AAUUUUUCUUCUGCUACCCUAAAUUCCCUGCUUUGGCUACUGAUCCUCUCCUCUGCAAAAAUGCAGAUCUUCGUGAAAACCCUAACGGGGAAGACGAUAACCCUAGAGGUUGAGUCUUCUGACACCAUCGAUAAUGUCAAGGCCAAGAUCCAGGACAAGGAAGGAAUCCCUCCAGACCAGCAGCGACUGAUCUUCGCCGGAAAGCAGCUGGAGGAUGGCCGCACUCUUGCCGACUACAACAUCCAGAAGGAAUCCACCCUCCACCUGGUGCUUCGUCUUCGUGGUGGUGCUAAGAAGAGAAAGAAGAAGACUUACACCAAGCCAAAGAAGAUCAAGCACAAGAAGAAGAAGGUCAAGCUUGCCGUGCUUCAGUUCUACAAGGUCGAUGACUCCGGAAAGGUGCAGAGGCUGAGGAAGGAGUGCCCGAAUGCUGAGUGUGGAGCUGGAACUUUCAUGGCCAACCAUUUUGAUAGGCACUACUGCGGCAAGUGUGGCUUGACUUAUGUUUACAAUAAGGCUGGCGGUGAUUAGGUUAUUUUUAAUGCGUUUUUGUUUGGUUAUAUGGAUUUGGUAAUUCUAAGUUUGCUACUUUUGGCUUAAUUUUGUUUAGUUGAGUAUGCUUCUGAUGGAUAUUCAUAUACUGGUUUUAUUGGUUUAGUUUCUUAAUAUACUUAUCUGGAUAGCUUAUAUCUAAGGAGUAAUUUGCUUUGCUUUU